ACAUACAAAACUCUCAAUAUUGAAGGGAUCUUUUCUCCAACUUGCCUUCUUCGCCUCUUCUUCCUCCCCUCUUAUAAAUUCAACCCCACAAACCCCAGCUCCGAUUUCCUUUUCUUUCCAUUUUUAUCUUCUCCGAUUUUACAAAUAGAUACAUACAUACAUACAAAAUCUGUUUAUCUGUUUAUAUGUAGCUUUUUUCAAUUUUCAUUUCCUCGGCUAAAAAAAGAAAAACAAAAAUGCCAGCUUGGUGGGAUAAAAUAUCUGGGCGGAGCAAAGAUUCAGAACCCAAGUCCGAGAAUUCCGCAAAGUCUUCGUCACUGAAGAAUGAAAGGAAGAGAGAGAAAGAAAGCGGAAAUCGGAAAGAGAGUAAAGCAAGGAGCUUUGACGAGGUCCUCCUGCCGCCGCCGCCGCCGCCGUCGGCGAAUUCGCCGAGAAAGAGCAGAGAUUUCUCCGCCGUAGGAGGAAUCUCGACCGGGUUUUCCGGCUUCGAUUCGGCUUCGUCUUUGGAUAGAGGACACCCUUUACCUCGGCCUCUGGAAUCGCCGAAUAGCGAUCUGCAGGGUCAGGUUUCGGGUUUCGGGUUCGGUACCGGAUCGGGUUCGGUUUCCAGUGUCAGCUCAUCCGGGUCGUCUGAAGACCAGCCCCAUAUCACUUUUGAUCAUCCUCCGAUUAGAGGACAGGUGGAUAACAACAGAUUAAGUCCGUCCCUACGAAGCCCGGGCCGAGGAUCGAGGUGCACCACGAGCGCCACGUCGCCACGUCAUGCACGCGUAGGUGGCGGCGGUAUUCAUUUGGAUUGCCCGAAACUCGAAGAAGGAAGGAAUGAAUGUCAUAGGCUGCCCCUUCCGCCCGGUUCUGCUCCAGCCAGCCCUUCUGCGCUGCCCACCCCGAGAAGUCCCGGAAGAAUGGAAUGCUCGUUUAUUCAUUCUUCCAAAUGGCGAAAAGGAAAGCUUUUAGGGAGGGGCACUUUCGGGCACGUUUACCUCGGCUUUAACUGUGAAAACGGGCAAAUGUGUGCAAUAAAAGAAGUUAAAGUCGUCUCAGACGAUCGAUCAUCGAAAGAAAGUCUCAAGCAGCUGAACCAGGAGAUAACUUUGCUGAGUCAGCUCUCGCAUGCAAACAUUGUUCAGUAUUACGGAAGUGAGCUGAGUGAAGAAAGAUUAUCGGUUUAUUUAGAGUAUGUUUCGGGUGGUUCGAUCCACAAAUUAUUGCAAGAAUAUGGAGCGUUUGGAGAGCCCGUUAUACAAAAUUACACACGUCAGAUUCUUUCUGGACUUGCUUAUUUGCACGGACGAGAUACAGUGCACAGAGAUAUCAAAGGAGCAAAUAUUUUAGUUGAUCCGAACGGUGAAAUAAAGCUUGCUGAUUUUGGCAUGGCUAAACACAUUGCUUCAUGUUCUUCGAUGCUGUCUUUCAAAGGAAGUCCUUACUGGAUGGCACCUGAGGUUGUAAUGAACACAAAUGGAUACAGCCUUCCGGUGGAUAUAUGGAGCUUAGGAUGUACGGUUCUUGAAAUGGCAACUUCAAGACCACCUUGGAGCCAAUACGAAGGGGUUGCUGCUAUAUUUAAAAUCGGUAACAGCAAAGAUGCUCCGGAGAUUCCGGAUCACUUAUCUGCCGAUGCGAAAAGUUUCAUAAGGCUAUGUUUGCAGAGGGAACCAUCUGCUAGGCCCACUGCAGCACAAUUACUGACUCACCCUUUCGUUAGAAACCAAAUUACAGUGAGGGCAACCAACGUCAAUUUAACCCGCGAAGCAUUUCCUCGUGCCUUUGAUGGAAGCCGCACCCCGACUGCUUUAGAGUUGCGAUCCAAUAGAACGAGCAACAGUUCUUUCGAAGAUACUUCAAGAUCGGCAGCAUCGAGGACAUUAUUAAGCCCGAGGGACAAUGCAAGAACAAUUGCGUCAUUGCCCGUUUCGCCCUCGUCGAGCCCACUACGAAGCGACGGAGCAGCAUACAGAAACUUCUUUCUCUCUCCUCCGCACCCCUCUUAUGCUUCUGUUGGGCAAAACGGUCAUAAUAAUAAUAACUACAACGAUCACUCCUUAUUUCCGUUGAGGCCCAAUUCAAGAACGGGUGCUGAUCCAUGGCCCGAAAUCCCGCAUUUUGGAGCUCAAACGCAUGCUAGAUCACCCAUUAGAACCCAGCUGUCGGGCCCGUAAAAAAAAAUAUAAUUACAGAAAUACCCCCCGUUCUCGAGAAUUUCACGAGCUAAUUAAAGAAUUUGUUCGACAUUGUUCUGUAUUGCCUUUUUCUUUUUGUUUAUUUCUGAAAAUAUUUAGUAGGAUUCGGUGAAGCAAGAUGGAUAAAUUUCUAUAUGUGAUUACUUUUUAAUUUUUUCCCUAGAUAGAUCUUCUUGUAAAUAUAGAUGGGCUAAUAUUGCUAAUAAUGAGACUAUGAUUACUGGUUAAUUAUGUUUUUUUUUUUAAUAUUUUAAAUGAA
Messenger RNA from Erythranthe guttata (spotted monkey flower), 2442 nucleotides. RefSeq names its product mitogen-activated protein kinase kinase kinase 3. The record is from RefSeq and is a predicted model, not a curated record. NCBI's taxonomy places the organism in Eukaryota, Viridiplantae, Streptophyta, Magnoliopsida, Lamiales, Phrymaceae. Gene Ontology annotation, biological process: protein phosphorylation; MAPK cascade. Gene Ontology annotation, cellular component: cytoplasm. Gene Ontology annotation, molecular function: MAP kinase kinase kinase activity; ATP binding.